GGAAGCAUGAUCGAGUGCGCGCGGGAGGAGCGCUACGCUUACGGCACUUUCCCGUGCUAGUUCUACAGCUAAGGGAUUCGGAAUUUGAGUGCAGGUUUGCUCUAUGAGCGAGAUAAGUCAGCAUAAAAGCACUUAUUAUCAAACUCUACUUUUCAGAGGUCUGACUGGCCAGGGUAGCCGUCGAUAAUGGCAGCAUGGAACGCCUUCUAUCGGAAUGAGGAUGAGGAGGAAGUAGAGGAGGAUGGAGAAGAUGCCAAGGUGGACUACAAGUACAGUGGGCGUGACAGCCUGGUCUUCCUGAUAGAUGCCUCCAAAGAGAUGUUCAUUGAGGGCGAGGACGGCGAGCCCACUAAUUUUGACAUGACCAUGGAGUGUGUACGCAGUGUGUACACCAGUAAGAUCAUCAGCAGUGACAGAGACCUGGUGGCGCUGGUCUUCUACGGGACAGAGCACAGCAAGAACCCCAAGGACUCCUUCAAGCACGUCUAUGUCUUCCAUGACCUUGACUCCCCUGGGGCAAAGCGGGUGCAGGAGGUGGACAGCCUCCGGGGGGACAAAGGGGCGAAGGUGGCGGCAGAAACGCUGGGCAGCGGGGAGACGUCUCUGGGACAGGCCCUGUGGUGCUGCUCCAACCUGUACAGCGACAUCAAGCUGCGGCUCUCCCACAAGCGCCUCAUGAUCUUCACCUGCCGGGACUCCCCACACGGGGGCGACGGCGACCUCGACAAGCUGGCGCGCACCAAGGCCGCAGACCUGAAGGAGACGGGUGUGGUCAUAGACCUUAUCCACCUGAAGAAGGCAGGGGGGUUUGAUGUCUCCCUCUUUUUCUGUGACAUCAUGAGCCCCCCUGAGGAUGACGACGAGUUGGGGCUGCAGGUGGAGCCUUGUGGGAAACUGGAGGACCUGCAGAAGAGAGUCAGGGCCAAAGAGCUGAAGAAGAGAGCGCAGAGCAGGCUGAACCUGUGGCUGGGGGACGGUGUGAAGGUGGCCGUGGGCGUGUACGUGCUGGCCAGGUCGGCCACGAAGCCCCCGUCGGUCCGGCUGUACAGAGACAGCAACGAGCCGGUCCGCACCAAGACCCGGCUCUACCACAACAACACAGGCAGCCUGCUGCUGCCCAGCGACACCAAGAGAUCACAGGUGUACGGGAGCAGGCAGAUUGUGCUGGAGAAGGAGGAGGUGGACGAGCUGAAGAAGUUUGACGACCCGAGUUUGGUCCUGUUCGGCUUCAAGCCCAUGGAGCGGCUCAAGCUGCACCACCACAUCCGGCCCGCCCUCUUCAUCUACCCUGAGGAGGAGCAGAUUGCAGGCGCCUCCUGUGUGAUCUCGGCUUUGCUGCGCAGGUGCAGCGAGAGGGGCGUCUUCGCGGUCUGCAAGUACACCCCCCGCCGCAACACGCCCCCCCGCUUUGUGGCCCUGGUGCCCCAGAAAGAGGAGUUGGACUUGAACCAAAUCCAGAUAACACCGCCAGGGUUCCACGUGAUCUUCCUGCCUUUCGCGGAUGACAUUCGUACCCUGGACGCCCCGCAGUUCCCCAUUGCCUCUCGCGCUCAGGUGGACAAGAUGAAGGAGAUCGUUCAUAAGCUUCGCUUCAAAUACAGGAGUGAUGCGUUUGAGAACCCAGCCCUGCAGCAGCACUUCCGGAACCUGGAAGCCCUGGCCCUGGACCUGCUGGAGCCUGAGCCCAUAGAGGAUCUUACCAAGCCAAAAAUUGAGGAGAUGGAGAAGCGUCUGGGCCCCCUGGCGCAGCAGUUCAAGGAUCUGGUCUAUCCUGCUGACUACAACCCGGAGGGAAAGACAGCCACCAAACGCAAGCCUGCUGAGAGCGGAGGCGCAGCGGAGAAGAAGCCGAAGGUGGAGCUGCCGGAGGCGGAGCUUCGGGCCCAUGUGCAGAACGGGACGCUGGGAAAGCUGACGGUGCCGGUGCUGAAGGACGCCUGCAAGCAGUUCGGCGUGCCCACCACGGGCGCCAAGAAACAGGAGCUGAUCGACGCCCUGACUAAGCAGUUUUCUCACUGAGCGGGAGGAAGGGGGAAGAGUAGGUGUCUGUGUUUAGGGAAGAGAGGGCAGUUGAUUUGUACCUGUCUUUUAGGGUAGAAGCCACACAACUGUUGUAGAGUUUUCCCUGUUAGAACAUACUAUGCUUGCAUUGUAAUGGGUUAUAUGGAUGUGACUUUUGAUACAUAAAUACAUAUACAUUUAAAAAAGCA
This is a messenger RNA of Anguilla rostrata (American eel), 2210 nucleotides long. RefSeq names its product X-ray repair complementing defective repair in Chinese hamster cells 6 (gene xrcc6). Lineage: Eukaryota; Metazoa; Chordata; Actinopteri; Anguilliformes; Anguillidae. Bases 187 to 2019 code for a protein of 610 amino acids. Gene Ontology annotation, cellular component: nucleus; Ku70:Ku80 complex. Gene Ontology annotation, molecular function: double-stranded DNA binding; DNA helicase activity; telomeric repeat DNA binding. The transcript has 13 exons. The record is from RefSeq and is a predicted model, not a curated record. Gene Ontology annotation, biological process: telomere maintenance; double-strand break repair via nonhomologous end joining.